Molecule: messenger RNA, 1389 nt
Organism: Penicillium verhagenii
Lineage: Eukaryota; Fungi; Ascomycota; Eurotiomycetes; Eurotiales; Aspergillaceae
Product: putative Rad51 family DNA repair protein
Exons: 2
Coding region: 1-1389 (462 amino acids)
Biological process (GO): double-strand break repair via homologous recombination; DNA strand invasion
Cellular component (GO): replication fork; centrosome; Rad51B-Rad51C-Rad51D-XRCC2 complex
Molecular function (GO): four-way junction DNA binding
Source: RefSeq, a predicted model, not a curated record
AUGGCUGCCAGCUUAGGUACCACAGCACUAAGUGAAGUACACCAGGAGGGGUUGGACGAGCUUCUACACGAUCUUGCAAACAUAUAUCCAGCAAGUGAUGAUUUCCACGGACCAUCACUAGGGGUCCCGAUUCUCGAUGCGCUAAUCGAGGUCUUCAUGCUGAAGACUAUGGGCCCUAUUCCUGAUCAUCGACAUUAUGAUCCACAGGAAACACCCCUAACAUCGCCACAAGAACAGGAGUUUGAGCAAGAGCAAGUGCAGGAUAUCCCCGAUGAUGAGGAGAUACUCUAUACCGACGAGUUCGGCGAUGCCGCAUUUGAAGAGCAAGAAGCCCAGUCCAAUCUCUUCUUCUCCGAUUCUGCUUACAGGAGGAAGCGACCCAUUCCCACAGUGGAGAUUUCUAGCAGUCUUUCGGGCGCUGGCAAAUCACAAUUACUGUAUUACCUGACUGCGCGUGCAGUUCUGCCUCGCGAAUAUGGUCAGAUCCCCAUCGGCGGUCAAGAUUCGGCAGUUGUUUUCAUUGAUGCCGAUGAUCGUUUUGAUGUGCAUAGGCUACAGACAGUAGCCCGCGGAAUUAUGCAACAGGCGCAAGAUUCUAUUGAUCCAGAGAGGACAGAAAAUGAGGCUAUUGCAAAGAUACCUGACGAUGAACUUGAAGCUCUGCUUUUCUCUGCGUUGAAACACGUUCAUGUUUUUCGACCACAAUCGUCUUCUGAGCUUCUAGCUACACUUGCCAGCUUGGAUACGUAUCUCUACGAUACGUCUCUCCAUUAUUCUGCAUCACGGCCUCUGCAGAUGAUUGCUAUAGACAAUGCCACCGCGUUCCUUUGGCAAGACAAAUUGUAUGAUAGUAUCUCUCGGACGGAGGAAAUAGGAGUGCCUCGAGAAGAAACUGACAAGCUACGCGAGUUGAAGCAGAGCUUCCAUUUCGUCGAUCUCUAUGCUGAGAUGGUCAACGAAUUGAAGCGCCUACAAACUAAAUUCGGCUGCACGGUUGUCUAUACAACGACCCUCUCUGGGUUCCGGCCGAAAAACUUACAGGCCGAGCAAAGUAGCUCCCUUGGCGUUUAUGAUACUCCCUCAUUUCGAGCCCCGGCGUUUCAACCUUCACUUCCAGCACCUUGGGGAGAAUUCCCCCUUUUGCGUCUGGUUGUCCAGCGGGAUGUUGUUCGUUCAUUCCCUCCUGCAAUGAGUGCACAUGAUGCGAGGAAGGAUGCUCCUAUGAGGCAAAGCGCGGUUCGCCAGGGCCUUUUCUCGGCCUAUGUCAAUGCCUGGAGGCAAGAAGAGUGGCCUCGUCGGGUGGUAGACGGGCUCAGAUCGUGUGGUAAUGGAAGCUUUGUCUUUUAUGUUUGGGAGAAUGGAAUCAACAUCCCACUACCUGAGACAUAA